Molecule: messenger RNA, 1856 nt
Organism: Eutrema salsugineum
Lineage: Eukaryota; Viridiplantae; Streptophyta; Magnoliopsida; Brassicales; Brassicaceae
Product: O-fucosyltransferase 6
Exons: 9
Coding region: 1-1722 (573 amino acids)
Source: RefSeq, a predicted model, not a curated record
AUGGCUUUCCAACGGCGGCGCUACAAUUACUAUAACCGUCUCCGCCGUCUCCUCCCUCUAAUUUGCGCCGUCUCUGGAGCUCUCCUCAUCCUCUUCGCUCUUCUCUCCAUCUUUUCCCCUCCUCCGGAUGAUUCCGAUCACCGCAUCUCCAAGCAGAUUAACUAUGGAGCCAGUGAAGAGAAGAACAUAGCUGUCGUUUUCAGAGUUCCGAGAAGUGGAGGGAGAUCAGAUCGUGAUAUCUGGCGUUCAUGGAAUGCUGAGUUCUUUUACGGUUGCUGCAAUGCAAGUAUCCAGUUCCCAAAUGCUAAAGCAAUUACUAAAAGUGAUCGGUACUUGGCAAUCGCUACUAGUGGUGGUUUAAACCAACAGCGAACUGGGAUUGUAGAUGCUGUUGUUGCCGCACGAAUUUUAAACGCUACGCUUGUUAUUCCAAAGUUGGACCAGAAAUCUUACUGGAAAGAUGCCAGUGACUUCUCGCAUAUUUUCGAUGUUGAUUGGUUUAUGUCAUUUCUCUCAAAAGACGUCAAAAUCAUAGAGCAACUUCCUCAGAAAGGAGGUCGAACGUGGAGUCCCAGCAGAAUGCGUGUACCGAGGAAAUGCAAUGAGAAAUGUUAUAUUAAUCGGGUAUUACCUGUUCUUCAGAAAAGGCAUGCAGUUCAAUUAAACAAAUUUGACUACAGACUUUCAAACAAGUUGAGAGAUGAUUUGCAGAAGCUGAGGUGUAGAGUAAACUACCAUGCGCUAAAGUUCACUGAUCCCAUUCGUCAAAUGGGUAACGAAUUGGUCCGACGAAUGCGGUUAAGGAGCAAACACUACAUUGCUUUACACCUUAGGUUUGAACCUGAUAUGCUAGCCUUCUCGGGAUGUUACUAUGGCGGUGGUGAGAAGGAGAAAAAAGAGUUGGGGUCAAUCAGAAGGAGAUGGAAAACUUUACAUGUAACUAACCCGGAAAAGCAGAGGCGGCAAGGAAGAUGUCCACUUACACCAGAAGAAGUUGGAUUAAUGCUUCGAGCUUUGGGAUAUGGAAGCGAUGUUCAUAUAUAUGUUGCAUCAGGUGAAGUUUAUGGAGGAGAGGAGUCUUUAGCUCCAUUGAGAGCACUUUUCCCACAUUUCUAUUCAAAAGACACUAUUGCUACAAAAAUGGAGUUAGAACCAUUUUCUUCUUAUUCUUCACGAAUGGCUGCACUCGAUUUCCUUGUCUGCGAUGAAAGCGAUGUUUUUGUUACAAACAAUAACGGAAACAUGGCCAGAAUAUUAGCCGGUCGAAGGAGAUAUUUUGGACAUAAACCGACAAUCAGACCGAAUGCGAAAAAGCUGUACAAGUUGUUUUUAAGCAAAGAGAACACAACUUGGGAGGAGUUUGCUUCAAGAGUCAGAACAUUUCAGAGAGGAUUCAUGGGAGAGCCAAAGGAAGUAAGAGCCGGUAGAGGAGAGUUUCAUGAGAAUCCAUCCACUUGUAUAUGCGAAGAUACCGAUGCGCAGACGAAGGCGGGAAAUGUGGAUUCAAGAAAGCUCGGCAAGAAAAGCAAAAAUGAUGUUGUAGUAAUAACCAAUGAUGAUCAGAAGGAAGAUGAAGAUGCAGAGUGGUCUCCGGAGACAGAUUAUGGGGAAGACCAGGCUGAUUUGCAGGACAGAGGAUUGUAUAAUGGUACGAGGUUAGAUUAUGAGGAUGUGUCAUCGGUUUCUGAUGAGCCUGAGCUAGAAGAAAUGCUAUCAGAUUGAUUCAGUUUUUUAAAAAGAUUCAAAAUUGUUUUUUUUUUUCUCAACCUUGUCAUCAUUUUCUUCUUUCUUUCUGUACAUAGAAAUCCAAUCCAUUUUGUUUUCCAAUUCAUUUUCUUACUUUUGCCGACAAGAAU